GCUUCGCCCUGUCUAAAGAGGCGCAUCCUCGGGCGGAAGUGCAAUAACGGAAGCGGAAGUGAGCGCUCCGGAGACUGCGGGUCUGAACUCGGGUUGACGCGUCUGCAGCUACCGCAGAGCUCGUCUGGGUAGGCCGGGCCGUGGUUCGGCCCUCGGUCUCUGCGCCCGGGGCUCCUCCCAGCACCGAGUCCGCUCUCCCCGCCGUGGCCACGCCCCUCCGCGUCCUGCGCCUCGACCGCUCGGCGCCCUGCUGCUGCGGCCCGGGCGGAGGAUAGAGGCAGCCACCCUCCUGCUGGUGGAACGGGUUGGAGGCUCUUCCUGAGCCCAGCCGCAGUACGCUGAGGACCAGCGAGACUCAUCGAGUUCAAUUAUGGGUGUGAGAGGUUUGCAGGGGUUUGUGGGAAGUACCUGCCCACAUAUAUGUUCAGUGGUAAAUAUCCCCGAGCUGGCCAGGCAGCACCGAAACAAGUACCCCGAAUGUACUCCCACCAUCGUGGUGGACGCCAUGUGCUGCCUGCGGUACUGGUACACGCCAGAGUCUUGGGUCUGCGGUGGCCAGUGGCGAGAAUACUUUUCUGGCUUGAGAGAUUUUGUUAUGGCCUUCACAUCUGUGGGCAUCAAGUUGGUAUUCUUCUUUGAUGGCAUGGUGGAACCAGGUAAGAGAGAUGAGUGGGUAAAGCGAAGACUUAAGAACAACAGGGAGAUAUCCAAGAUUUUCCACCAUAUCAAGUCAAAAAGAGAUCAGCCAGGCAGAAACAUGUUCUUCAUCCCCUCCGGCCUGGCCAUAUUUACAAGGUUUGCUCUAAAGACACUGGGCCAGGAGACUUUCUGUUCAUUACGGGAGGCAGACUACGAGGUGGCUUCUUACGGUCUCCAGCACAACUGUCUUGGGAUCCUUGGGGAAGACACCGAUUACUUAAUUUAUGACACCUGUCCCUACUUUUCGAUCGGCGACCUUUGCCUGGAGAGUCUCGAAACCAUCAUGCUGUGUCGAGAGAAGCUCUGCGAGAGCCUCAGCCUCCACGUAGCCGACCUUCCCUUGCUGGCCUGUCUGCUUGGCAAUGACAUCACCCCAGAGGGCAUGUUUGAAAGCUUUCGGUACAAGUGCUUGUCCUCCUAUGCGUCUGUGAAAGAGAAUAUUGGCAAGAAAGGAAACAUUAUCUUAGCUGUCUCAGACUAUAUCUCCAAAGUCCUUCACUUGCAUCAAGGUGAGAAAAAGAUAGAAGAGAUGUUACCCCUGGGGACAAACAAAGCUCUUUUUUACAAAGGAGUGACAUCAUAUCUUUUGCCAGGACAGAAGUCUCCAUGGUUAAUUCAAAAACCCAAAGGCAUGACAGACAAGCAGGUGGUGAGUUUAAACCCCGAAUCCAAGCAAGAAGUUCCUAUGUGUAUAGACUCUGAAUGCAAACAAGAAGUUCACGUGUGCACCAAUCCUGAGUCCAUGCAAGAAGUUCCCAUGUGUAUGGAGCCUGAAUCCAACCAAGAAGCUUCCAUGUCCACAGAUCCUGAAUCCAAACAAGAAGUGCCUAUGUGCACAGAUCCUGAAUCCAAGCAAGAAGUUUUCAUAUAUGCAUUCCCAGAGUUCAAGCAAAAAUUACCUUCAGAAACAGACUCUGAGUUUAAUCUAGAAGCACUCAUGUAUACACAAUCUGAAAUUAAACAAGAAGACGCCAUGGAUAUGGAACCUGAAGUAAAACAAGUAACCAUGAUUUCAAACUCUGAAAUCUUAAAGGUGGCCAGGAUGCAGCACGUCCACUCAGAAAGCUACCUGGUGUACAACAUCCUGAGCAGCGGGGAGAUUGAGUGCAGCAACACCCUGGAGGACGAGCUGGACCAGGCCCUCCCCAGCCAAGCCUUCAUCUACCGCCCAGUCCGCCAGCGCGUUUACUCACUUUUACUUGGAGACUGGAAAGAUGGAGCCAGCAUCGGCCCAGUGGUCAAGGAGUGGUUUGUGUACCCUGGAAACUCCCUGAAGCACCCAGACCUUGUUAGGCCUCUGCAGAUGACCGUUGAAGGGGGUACACCUAGUUUGGAAGUCUUGUGGCUGAGCCAAGAGCCAGAAGCCCAGGCCCGGCGCCUGGACACAUUGCUAGCCUGCUUCAACCUCUCUUCCUCCAGAGAAGAGCUUCAGGCAGUGGAAAGCCCAUUGCGAGCGCUAUGCUGCCUCCUCAUCUACCUCUUUGUCCAGGUGGACACUCUUUCCCUGGAAGACCUGCAUGCAUUUAUCGCUCAGGCCUUGUGCCUCCAAGGAAAAUCAACCUCUCAGCUUAUGAAUUUACAGCUGGAUUACAUUAACUCCAGAGCUGUGCAAUUGGGUUCUCUUCUGGUCCGUGGCCUCACCACAUUGGUACUAGUCAACAGCGCAUGCGGCUUCCCCUGGACAACGAGCGAGCUGAUGCCCUGGAAUGUCUUCGAUGGCAAGCUUUUCCAUCAGAAGUACCUUCAGUCCGAAAAAGGGUAUGCUGAGGAAGUUCUUUUGGAACAAAAUAGAUCGUGGCUCACCAAGUUCCACAACCUGAAGGCUGUGGUCUGCAAGGCCUGCUCAAAGGAGAACCGCCGCAUUGUAGGCAGAACACACUGGAGCUCUCACCACACAGGAAGCAGACAGUAUGAGCAUGACCAGUGGAGAAGAUACUAGGUGUCAUACAGGAUCCACCAACCUAAUUCAAGACAUGUUUGCUUCUUCCAGAAGAGUAUGGAAAGAGGAUGCAGCACCUAGACCCUGCCCUCCUCCCAAGAUGUGAUGUCACCCAGUCUCAUCAUCAAGGAGAUGGCAACUGGGACCACACUUUAAAGGAAGGAAAAAUACUUUUCAGAGGUUUCUCCCACAUAUAUUGUAAAUAGUUUCCAUCAGUUUGUUUGAGAGUUGUUCCUGACUCCGUGACCUGGAACUCAUCGCUACCAUCAUAAAUGCUCUCUUUGAAAUCUUAGUUAUUUUCUAUUACUGGGCAUAGGCACCAUGACCAAAGCAACUUACGGAAGAAAGCAUUAAUUUGGGACUUCAGGUUCCAGGGGGUAGUAGAGCCCGUGUCCACCAUUUUGGGGCACAUGACCGCAGGCAGGAUAAGGAGGACUAUCUAACUGGGGAUGGCUUGGGGUUUUGAAACCUCAAAGCCCACCCCCAGUGACACACCUCCACCAGCAAGGCCAUGCCUUCUAAUCUUUUUCCACCAACUGGAGACCAAACAUUCUUUGACCCUAUGGGGUCAUUGUCAUUCAAACCACCACACAUGGUAUCUAAUAGCUAUACAAUCUGUCAGAAAUUCCUUUUUAAUAGAAGUUCUAACACUAACAGAAGUAAGUGUUCAACCAUUUUUUUCUCUUGACUUACAAAAGUAUUUGGAUAGGAAAAAAAAAAACUAAAUUCUUGCUUUCUUGUGUGAGAGUUGGUUCUGCUUGGAAGAAAAAUGGCUCAGAAUAAUAAUAGUGGCUGCUCUUCCAGAGACCCAAGGUGUUAUUCCCAGCACCCACGUGAUGGCUUAUAACUCUCUGUAACUACAGUUCCAGGGGAUCUAAAACCUCUUCUGGCCACUGUGAGCACCAGACACACCAAUGAGUCAUGUACAUACACAGAGGCAAAACACCCAUAAAGAUGAAAUAAGUCAGUAAAACGUUUUUUUAAAGAAACACGCUGGGUUAAACUUAGAAGUUUGAGCCUCUUUAAACUGUGAGGUUAUUGUCAUCUCCACGGGGAACAUGAGAGUAGCUGUGCCUGCCCGGAGCCCUUAUGGCGAUACUGUAUCUCUGGGGAGAUGCUCGUACUUCUGGUCAUUAGAAAAUGUAUCCUUCCAGUGCUGCUGUCUUUAAGAUUUCAGUAAGCUUCUAGAAAUGCUCGUUUCCAUCUUUACACUGACAGUUACCCAGACCACUGACUCAGAUGUGCUGUGUGGAGCUCUGGGGUUUCUCCUUGAAACUAUUGUAUUUAUAAGAAAGGUAUAUUUAUCUCCCACAUGUGGAAACAGUUGUAUUUAUUCAGCUUCAUUCUGCUCCUGAAGGACUUCUGCAUAGCGCAUAGGCAGAGCUUGUAGCCUAGACUUUGCUGCCUAGAUUUGGAGCUGGCUUUCACUCUAAUAUUUACUUCCUGUCCUUUUCAUUCUUCAUUUGCUACUUUCAAACAUUGCUUCCUUUAGAAGUCCUGUUUCUUGGCUGUUUACUUGUGCAACUCUGAAUUAAGAUUCUGAUCUCUUAGAUUGAAAGUAUAUUUCUAUGAAAGUUUUUUUCUGUCACAGAAUCUCCAUUUUGACUUGUCAAUAAAAUGUAUGUGUCAGUCAUAAGCUUAAAUAA
Molecule: messenger RNA, 4284 nt
Organism: Meriones unguiculatus (Mongolian gerbil)
Lineage: Eukaryota; Metazoa; Chordata; Mammalia; Rodentia; Muridae
Gene: Fam120b
Product: family with sequence similarity 120 member B
Exons: 10
Coding region: 371-2638 (755 amino acids)
Cellular component (GO): nucleus
Source: RefSeq, a predicted model, not a curated record